This is a messenger RNA of Lagopus muta (rock ptarmigan), 2256 nucleotides long. RefSeq names its product basic proline-rich protein-like. NCBI's taxonomy places the organism in Eukaryota, Metazoa, Chordata, Aves, Galliformes, Phasianidae. The transcript has a single exon. Bases 1 to 2256 code for a protein of 751 amino acids. The record is from RefSeq and is a predicted model, not a curated record.
AUGGGUCUGAAGCCCCGGCGGGCGCGCCGCCUCGCCUCGCGAAGCCCCGGCGGGCGCGCCGCCUCGCCUCGCGAAGCCCCGGCGGGCGCGCCGCCUCGCCUCGCGAAGCCCCGGCGGGCGCGCCGCCUCGCCUCGCGAAGCCCCGGCGGGCGCGCCGCCUCGCCUCGCGAAGCCCCGGCGGGCGCGCCGCCUCGCCUCGCGAAGCCCCGGCGGGCGCGCCGCCUCGCCUCGCGAAGCCCCGGCGGGCGCGCCGCCUCGCCUCGCGAAGCCCCGGCGGGCGCGCCGCCUCGCCUCGCGAAGCCCCCCCGGGCGCGCCGCCUCGCCUCGCGAAGCCCCCCCGGGCGCGCCGCCUCGCCUCGCGAAGCCCCCCCGGGCGCGCCGCCUCGCCUCGCGAAGCCCCCCCGGGCGCGCCGCCUCGCCUCGCGAAGCCCCCCCGGGCGCGCCGCCUCGCCUCGCGAAGCCCCCCCCGGGCGCGCCGCCUCGCCUCGCGAAGCCCCCCCCGGGCGCGCCGCCUCGCCUCGCGAAGCCCCCCCGGGCGCGCCGCCUCGCCUCGCGAAGCCCCCCCGGGCGCGCCGCCUCGCCUCGCGAAGCCCCCCCGGGCGCGCCGCCUCGCCUCGCGAAGCCCCCCCGGGCGCGCCGCCUCGCCUCGCGAAGCCCCCCCGGGCGCGCCGCCUCGCCUCGCGAAGCCCCCCCGGGCGCGCCGCCUCGCCUCGCGAAGCCCCCCCGGGCGCGCCGCCUCGCCUCGCGAAGCCCCCCCGGGCGCGCCGCCUCGCCUCGCGAAGCCCCCCCGGGCGCGCCGCCUCGCCUCGCGAAGCCCCCCCGGGCGCGCCGCCUCGCCUCGCGAAGCCCCCCCGGGCGCGCCGCCUCGCCUCGCGAAGCCCCCCCGGGCGCGCCGCCUCGCCUCGCGAAGCCCCCCCGGGCGCGCCGCCUCGCCUCGCGAAGCCCCCCCGGGCGCGCCGCCUCGCCUCGCGAAGCCCCCCCGGGCGCGCCGCCUCGCCUCGCGAAGCCCCCCCGGGCGCGCCGCCUCGCCUCGCGAAGCCCCCCCGGGCGCGCCGCCUCGCCUCGCGAAGCCCCCCCGGGCGCGCCGCCUCGCCUCGCGAAGCCCCCCCGGGCGCGCCGCCUCGCCUCGCGAAGCCCCCCCGGGCGCGCCGCCUCGCCUCGCGAAGCCCCCCCGGGCGCGCCGCCUCGCCUCGCGAAGCCCCCCCGGGCGCGCCGCCUCGCCUCGCGAAGCCCCCCCGGGCGCGCCGCCUCGCCUCGCGAAGCCCCCCCGGGCGCGCCGCCUCGCCUCGCGAAGCCCCCCCGGGCGCGCCGCCUCGCCUCGCGAAGCCCCCCCCGGGCGCGCCGCCUCGCCUCGCGAAGCCCCCCCGGGCGCGCCGCCUCGCCUCGCGAAGCCCCCCCGGGCGCGCCGCCUCGCCUCGCGAAGCCCCCCCGGGCGCGCCGCCUCGCCUCGCGAAGCCCCCCCGGGCGCGCCGCCUCGCCUCGCGAAGCCCCCCCGGGCGCGCCGCCUCGCCUCGCGAAGCCCCCCCGGGCGCGCCGCCUCGCCUCGCGAAGCCCCCCCGGGCGCGCCGCCUCGCCUCGCGAAGCCCCCCCGGGCGCGCCGCCUCGCCUCGCGAAGCCCCCCCGGGCGCGCCGCCUCGCCUCGCGAAGCCCCCCCGGGCGCGCCGCCUCGCCUCGCGAAGCCCCCCCGGGCGCGCCGCCUCGCCUCGCGAAGCCCCCCCGGGCGCGCCGCCUCGCCUCGCGAAGCCCCCCCGGGCGCGCCGCCUCGCCUCGCGAAGCCCCCCCGGGCGCGCCGCCUCGCCUCGCGAAGCCCCCCCGGGCGCGCCGCCUCGCCUCGCGAAGCCCCCCCGGGCGCGCCGCCUCGCCUCGCGAAGCCCCCCCGGGCGCGCCGCCUCGCCUCGCGAAGCCCCCCCGGGCGCGCCGCCUCGCCUCGCGAAGCCCCCCCGGGCGCGCCGCCUCGCCUCGCGAAGCCCCCCCGGGCGCGCCGCCUCGCCUCGCGAAGCCCCCCCGGGCGCGCCGCCUCGCCUCGCGAAGCCCCCCCGGGCGCGCCGAAGCCCCCGCCUGUUGCACCUCAGUCCGGCCCCGACCCCAUCACGCCUUAGCCCAAAUUCGCCGCACCCCGUCCCCUCCGUACCUCUGCUCUGGAGACCGCUUGCCGCCGCCGCUUCUACGCUCUGCCUUUUCCUCACAGCACCCCUCUUCUUCUCACGCACUGUGGAGAUUGCGUUUCUCACCUGUCCGCCCGCGCACCUUAUAUAG